This is a messenger RNA of Anopheles maculipalpis, 3157 nucleotides long. It is a transcript of the gene Graf, whose product is annotated as rho GTPase-activating protein Graf. Gene Ontology annotation, cellular component: cytoplasm. The transcript is spliced from 15 exons. Gene Ontology annotation, biological process: signal transduction. Gene Ontology annotation, molecular function: GTPase activator activity; protein binding. Bases 126 to 3131 code for a protein of 1001 amino acids. NCBI's taxonomy places the organism in Eukaryota, Metazoa, Arthropoda, Insecta, Diptera, Culicidae. The record is from RefSeq and is a predicted model, not a curated record.
UAGUCGUGGAAAGAAUGGCUUAACAUUGAAGUAGCUGGUGACACAUUCCUUCGGAGACACACUGAGUUGUACGUGUGUCAUAUAAACGCGCGCGCGCGUCUGUGUGUGUAUGUGUGUGUGUGUUUAUGUUGUUACCAGAGAAAAUGGUAAAACUACAGCCCUUGGAAUUCAUUGACUGUUUGAUUGACAGUCCAGAUUUUCGUGAAAAUCUAAACAAGCAUGAGAAAGAGUUAGAAAAAACGAGUCAACAGAUAAAACGCAUAAUCAAGGAAAUCAAAGAUUUGCUGGCUGCAGCGAAAAGUCUUUCACGAGCGCAGCGAACUUUGUCUAAAAGCUUAAAAGAAUUCAAUUUUGAAUGCAUAGGCUCCACACAGACUGAUGAUGAACAGGUUAUAGCGGAUAGUUUGAAACAAUUUAGCAAACUCAUCUCAUCGAUUGAGGAGGAACGCGAUAAUAUGCUUGAUCGUGCUCAUGAGCAGAUUUUGUUGCCCUUGGAAGAGUUUCGGAAGGUUCAUAUUGGUGGUGUAAAAGAAAACAAAAAGAAAUAUGAUAAGAAAACAGCAAAAUUCUGCCAAGCGCAGGAAAGGUUCCUUAAUAUGUCUUCUAAAAAAUCUUCUCCAGCAGUAAUUGAGGCAGAUGCAUCUUUAGGAAUGCUUGAAAGGGAAUACCUCAGAGAAUCUUUGAGCUACGUUUUGAGUAUACAAGAAGUUCAGGAGCGGAUAAAAUUUGAGUUUGUGGAAAUUAUAUUGAGAUUCAUCUCUGAUUGGCUAGUUUUUUAUCAUCUCGGACAUGAAGUUGCUGAGGAUGCUAAGGACUACUUAUCAGAUUUGCAACUAAAAGUCCAGAAAACUCGCGAAAAUUUUGACGAAACUCGACAAAAAGCCCAGGAAUUAAAAAAUAAAUACAUGGACAGUAAACUCAAACCAGAAAGUGAAUAUACAAAGCAAGGAUAUCUAUAUUUAAUGGAAAAAAAAUUUACUGUCGUAACAUGGUCGAAAUUUUACUGCACAUACAAGAAACAAACCAGGGAGUUUUCCAUGUUACAGUACAAUCAGAUGUCUGGACGCACACAACAAACAAAUCCUGAAACUUUCACACUUGCAUCGUGCACAAAAAAAAUAACAGAAUUUGAAAAACGGUACUGCUUUGAUGUCAUUUUUAAUGAACGGACUUCAACUACAUACACAUUCCAAGCACUUAGUGAAGACGAUAUUAAAGCUUGGAUAGACGCAAUGGAUGGCAAAGAAUCAGCAAAUUUAACCUUAUUGACAAAAUAUAGUGAAGAUAGUACCCUGGACGACGUUGGGUUUGCCUUUAUUAAAAGAUGCAUUGAUCUACUGGAAAGCCGAGGACUGGAAGAGGAGGGUUUAUAUAGGAUUGGCGGUGUUAGUACAAAGGUAACAAAGUUGUUGCAAAUGGGUCUAGACCGUAAAAAGACUGAGAAAGAUCGUCUUAGCUUUUUCAACGAUGAACAAAUGGGUUAUAGUGAUAUUUUGGAAAGCAAAACCAUAGCAAGUGCUCUAAAACAGUACCUUCGAAAUUUAAGUGAACCACUUAUGACGUUUCGUUUGCAUCAUGCCUUUAUAUCAGCAGCUAAACAAGACACUCGUUUGCAGCGCAUCAACGAAGUCCAUCAGUUGGUAUAUAAACUACCAAAAAACCGGUUGGAAAUGCUGGACAUGGUUAUUGGACAUUUGAAAACGGUUUCGUUGAAGAGCGAUCGAAAUAAAAUGUCAGUGUUUAAUUUAGGAGUCGUGUUUGGUCCCACCCUGUUACGAGCAGCUGAAGAAACCGUUGCUGCUAUACUUGAUAUAAAAUUUAACAACGUCAUUAUUGAGAUUUUGAUUGAAAAUUAUGACAACAUUUUUAAGAAUAUACCUUCCACAUUAACCGGCAUCGUCGCUGGAGACACGUAUUUGUCGCAAUCCAAUAAAAGUCCACUUUUUCACCGUCCAGACAGUAGAGGUAGCGGUGUUGUUGAAAAUAAAGCAGGUGGUUCGGGAACUGCUGGAGGAAACCAUAACUAUUCGAAGGAACGUACACCGCACGCCAUCCACACCCAAACGCAGCCUGUGGUUCGUGUAGUUGCUAAAUCAAAUUACACCGAGCCUAUUAUGUCCUCAAGUUUACAACACAUACCUAACGGUAUACAGUCACUAUACAGCAAAGGCACCAAUCAUUAUCCGACCUAUGAAGCUAAACCGACUAUUAUAUCGUCAAUUAUCGGUGAAUCCACGACACCUUCGCUAGUUCACAGAGACCAGAACAUGCCACCUCAUUUGAAAGCUAGUACCGAUUCCUCUCCGAGUCACUAUCACGGGACACACCAUACGUUAGACAAAGUCCCUAUUGGAGGAUAUCACAGUAUGUCGGCAGGUAGUUCUAGCGGUGGGUAUCUUCAACAGUCUACUCCAUCGUAUUCACAAAACUCUUCCGUAUGUGGGAUUAAUAAUAUGGUAAACAGUGAGACGGCUAUAUCGCAUGGAGUGUACAAUCGUAUGACCACUUUAGGCAGCAGCGAUUCGAAUCUAACGAGUUCUCGCAAAGAGUUAUCAAUGUAUGAUAAAAUCAACUCCACAAGCAGUUCGGCUGAAUCGGUAUGUUCUUCACCAGGAGGUGCUGUUACCGGUAGCGGUUUGUCUACUUUAAGGAGCCAUCGCGGAGCCUGGAACGAAUAUAACAAUGCUGCGAUUGGCAAUAAGAAUAUUGCAAAGUAUGAUAGUGCUGGAGCUAAUAACAAUAGUCGCACAGUCAUUUCACCGUUAACAACUGUGGUAAACGUUGAAGAGUCUGACAAUUCAGCUAGUCCUAGUUAUUGUAGGCCAAAGAAAACUCAGCGUAUUAAAGACUAUGGCCGAAAUCGUCAGUUACCGCAAGUUCAGCAACAGAUAUCGUUAGCUCAACAGCAAUAUUUACAACAUAAACAAGGAAAACAAUCACUCACUUCACGAGAGGAUAUACGUGUUCGUACAUUAUAUGCCUGUUUGGCAGAAAAUGAUGGAGAGCUAUCUUUCGAACCGAACCAAAUAAUAACUAAUGUUCGUCGAUCAAAUGAACCAGGAUGGUUGGAAGGGACACUCAAUGGGAAGUCUGGAUUGAUACCAGAGAAUUAUGUAGAAAUUUUAAAAUAAUUUAUCUUAUUUACUCUCACACCUUA